UCCAGAGUCGUCCGCUGCCGGGAAACCCGCCCAAGGCGCCUCUCCUAAGUCUUCCAAGAUGAGCUACACGCUGGAGCCGCUAAGCAACCCGUCUUACCGGCGGGUGGCCGAGAGCCGGACCACCUUCAGCCGAGCCAGCGGGUCGCCCUCGAGCGGCUUCCGUUCUCAGUCUUGGUCUCGGAGCUCGCCCAGCCCGGCCUCGUCGGCUUACAAGCGCAAUGUGGGCCCCGGGCGGACUUCCUACGGCUCGACGGUGCUGAGCUCCACCGACAGCCUUGAGCUGAGCCAGUCGUCGCUCUUCAACGGCGGCGUUGGCGCCGGCGCUGGCGGCGGGACGGUGGAGCUGAAGCUGAGCCGCUCCAACGAGAAGGAGCAGCUGCAGGGGCUGAACGACCGCUUCGCCGGCUACAUCGAGAAGGUGCACUCGCUGGAGCAGCAGAACAAGGAGCUGGAGGUCGAGCUGGCCGCCCUGCGGCAGAAGCAGGUGGGCCGUUCGCAGCUGGGCGUCGCCCUGGAGCAGGAGCUGCGCGAGCUCCGCGUGGCCCUGGAGCAGGUCAACCACGAGAAGGCGGCGCUGCAGCUCGACUCGGAGCACCUGGAGGAGGACAUCCAGCGCCUCAAGGAGCGCUUCGAGGACGAGGCGCGCCUCCGCGACGACGCCGACGCCAUCACCCGCGCCCUGCGGAAGGACAUGGACGAGGCGUCCCUGGUGAAGGUCGAGCUGGACAAGAAGGUGCAGUCUCUGCUGGACGAGGUGGCCUUCCUGCGCGGCAACCACGAUGAAGAUGUGGCCGAUCUGCUGGCCCAGAUCCAGGCCUCGCACGUCUCCGUCGAGCGCAAGGACUACCUGAAGACCGACCUCUCGUCCGCCCUCAAGGAGAUCCGCUCCCAGCUCGAGUGCCACUCCGACCAGAACAUGCUCCAGGCCGAGGAGUGGUUCAAGUGCCGCUACUCCAAGCUCACCGAGGCCGCCGAGCAGAACAAGGAAGCCAUCCGCUCGGCCAAGGAAGAGAUCUCCGAGUACCGGCGGCAGCUCCAGGCCAAGAGCAUCGAGCUGGAGUCCGUCCGCGGCACGAAGGAGUCCUUGGAGCGCCAGCUGAACGACAUUGAGGAACGCCACAACCAGGAUCUCUCCACUUACCAAGACACGAUCCAACAGCUUGAAAAUGAGCUGAGAGGUACGAAGUGGGAGAUGGCACGUCAUUUGAGGGAAUACCAAGAUCUCCUCAACGUCAAGAUGGCUCUUGACAUUGAAAUUGCUGCCUACAGGAAACUUCUUGAGGGUGAAGAAACAAGAUUCAGUGCCUUUUCUGGAAGCAUCGUUGGGCCAACAUUUACACAUAGGCAACCUUCCGUCACAAUAUCAACUACCAAAAUACAGAAAUCAAAAGCUGAAGCACCAAAACUAAAGGUCCAACACAAGUUUGUAGAAGAGAUCAUUGAAGAGACCAAAGUAGAAAACGAGAAAACUGAACUGGAUGAAGCUCUUGAAGCCAUGGCUGAAGAUCUGGCUGCUGAAACUCGAGCAGCUGAAGAAAAGGAGGAGGAAGUUCUAGAAGAGGAAAUCGUAGCAGAGGAAAAGGCUAAAGUAGCAGCUGCCAUCCCAGAAGGAGAAGAAGAAGAAGAAGGGGAAGAAGAAGAGGAAGGUGCAAAAUCUGAUGAGGCACAAGAAGGAUCAGAAAAAGAAGAAGAAAAAAGCGAAAAGGAAGAAGGUGAGGAAGAAGCAGAAGAAGAGGCCGGAGAAGGAGAAGCUGAGGAAGCUGAAGCUGAAGUAGCAGAAGAACCUGAAGGAGAUGUAGAAGAAGUCAUUGCACCAGAGAAGGUAGAAAAGAUGAAAACGUCUCCUCCCAAAUCACCCCCCAAAUCACCUGUGACUGAAGAAAGUAAAGAAGAUGGAGGUGGUGAUCAAGAGGGGGAGGUAGCAGAGGAGGAAGAAGGAACAGAGAAAGUAGAAUCCCCAUCAAAAAUAGCAUCUCCUGAAAAACCAAGCACUCCAGACAAAGGAUCUCCAGAAAAAGCAGGCAGUCCAGAAAAGGCUGGGACUCCAGAGAAGGCUGGGACACCAGACAAAGGAAGUCCAGAGAAGGCUGCCUCCCCAGAGAAGGCUGGGACUCCAGAAAAAGCUGGAACUCCAGAGAAAGCAGGGACUCCAGAAAAAGCUGGAACUCCAGAAAAAGCAGGGACUCCACAGAAAGCAGCCUCUCCAGAGAAGGCAGGAACUCCAGAGAAGGCUGCAUCUCCAGAAAAAGCAGGGACUCCAGAGAAGGCUGGAACUCCAGAGAAAGCAGGGACUCCAGAGAAGGCAGCCUCUCCCGAAAAAGCAGGGACUCCAGAGAAGGCAGGGACUCCAGAGAAAGCUGCAUCUCCAGAGAAAGCAGGUACUCCAGAGAAGGCAGCCUCUCCAGAGAAAGCAGGUACUCCAGAGAAGGCAGCCUCUCCAGAGAAAGCCGGUACUCCAGAGAAGGCAGCCUCUCCAGAGAAGGCAGGGACUCCAGAUAAAGCUGCUUCUCCUGAAAAGCCAAGCUCCCCAGUGAAAGAUGUGGAAGAGGUUAUCUCCACCACAAAGGCUUCCACCGUUGGUGCAGAAAAAGAAUCAAAAGAGAAAAGUGAGAAAACUUCCAAGGAAUCGACUAAAGAAGACAUAGCAGUCAAUGGGGAGGUUGACGAUAAGAGGGAGGAAGAAGAUGACUCCAAGAAAGAAGAAGACAAAGGUAUCAUCACCAAUGGUCUGGAUGUGAGUCCUUCUGAGGAGGAGAAGAAAGGGAAGAGUGAAGAGAAAGUCGUGGUGACGAAAAAAGUGGAGAAGGUCACCAGUGAAGGUGAUGGGACCACCACCUACAUCACCAAGUCCGUAACUGUCACCCAGAAGAUGGAAGACCACGACGAUACCGUGGCAGAGAAAGUGGUGUCCACCAAGACAGUGGAGAAGGUGACUUCUUCACAUGCCAUAAUCAAAGAAAUCAAGGAAAACGGUGACUAAAAAUAAUCAUUUCCCCUUCUCUAAAGAGCUUGGAUUGGUGCAAAAGGUUAAGCCAUACGACAGCUGCAAAAAUGCAUGAAAGUGGCGGCUUCUCAGCAGAACAGGUUCUCUCAUGGCGUCUCCAAAAGGACCGUUGGUUUUCUUUCUGAUCUAUUUAUGAUUUCUGUGCCAUACCAUACCCAGGGGUUGGGGAGGGGAUGCAUGCAAGCCCGGUGCACUCCCUCUGCAGAACUUUGGGGAUUUUCUUUUUAAAAAACAAAAUAUCAUGCAUGAGCUGUUACUCUUCCAGGGGAUGUUGCUGAAUUUUCCUAAGCUGCUGUUUGGACGCUUCUGAGGAAUGUCUUCAGAUGUAUUAUGCAAAGAAUAAACUGAGCCAAAUAAACAAUAACAAAAUAAUGAAUUUAAAAAAAAAUAAAUACCCUGAAUUCCCCUAGCCUUAAGCUACUUAACAAUUAUGUUUACCUCACUGGUGCAAUUAAGGUGGACUUCUGUCCGUGAGAGAACCUACGUUGACAUGCACAGUAUGCAACCUUUUGUUGUUUGAUGUAAAACAGUCACGGCCGUUUGUGCUCAAUAAAGGUCAUAUUGGAAAUGA
Molecule: messenger RNA, 3575 nt
Organism: Crotalus tigris (Tiger rattlesnake)
Lineage: Eukaryota; Metazoa; Chordata; Lepidosauria; Squamata; Viperidae
Gene: NEFM
Product: neurofilament medium
Exons: 3
Coding region: 59-2980 (973 amino acids)
Biological process (GO): neurofilament bundle assembly
Cellular component (GO): postsynaptic intermediate filament cytoskeleton; axon; intermediate filament
Molecular function (GO): structural constituent of cytoskeleton
Source: RefSeq, a predicted model, not a curated record